This is a messenger RNA of Pelobates fuscus (common spadefoot toad), 4679 nucleotides long. RefSeq names its product FYVE, RhoGEF and PH domain containing 6 (gene FGD6). Bases 252 to 4316 code for a protein of 1354 amino acids. Gene Ontology annotation, cellular component: cytoplasm. Gene Ontology annotation, molecular function: metal ion binding; guanyl-nucleotide exchange factor activity. The record is from RefSeq and is a predicted model, not a curated record. Gene Ontology annotation, biological process: regulation of GTPase activity. Lineage: Eukaryota; Metazoa; Chordata; Amphibia; Anura; Pelobatidae. The transcript is spliced from 20 exons.
AGGGGGGUAACUGUGUGUCCUGCACCAGGGGGAGCAGCAAGGAGGGUAAUUGUGUCUCCUGCACCAGGGGGAGCAGCAAGGAGGGUAAUUGUGUCUCCUGCACCAGGGGGAGCAGCCAGAAGGGUAACUGUGUGUCCUGCACCAGGGGGAGCAGCAAAGAGGAUAACUGUGUCUCCUGCACCGGGGGGAGCAGCCUGGAAGUGGCCGGCUGGGGUGAGAUGGAGUGAGCCUGGAUAUCUUCAUGGGAGACCAUGAGUGCUGCUGAUAUGAAGAAGCCUCCAGUAGCUCCGAAACCGAAACAUGUAUUUGGGCAGAAACCUAGCCCACCACCUGUCGCACCCAAACCAGAUUUAGUUGUGUCAAACAAUGUUCAAGCUUCUAAGAAGUCAAAACCAACAAUUGCACCAAAGCCGAAGGUUUUACGAGGUUCUUCAGUUCCUGAAGACAGAUUACAGCGCACUGUCAAAUACUGUAGUAAAAGUACAGAAGAAAAUAAAGGAAAUUGUCCUGGAACCUUGCGAUGCAAAAAUGAAACGUCGAAUGAUACGGAAAGUUCUUCCUAUAUAAUUUCGAUAUGUUCAUGCACAUGUGACUGCACUCAUAAACUUGGAAAUGGUGAGCAUUGUAAAAAGCCACAAAAAGUUAUUGAAAUGCUAGGAAACUUAGAAAACAAAAAAAUAUAUGGAACGCCAGCUCCAUCUGCAAGAACUAGGAGAAAAGCCUGCAGCCAACAGUUAAAACUGGGGAAAGAUAACCAAAUUACUUUGAGAUCCACCAAUUUAGAAGAUAAGAUUAACCAUGUUUUAACUUCUAAUGGCUCUGCCUUUAAACAUGAAAACUCUGAAAAUGUUAAGGCGGUGACUCAUCGACCUAGUAAAGAUAAAAUGCAGUCUAAUUUUUCUGAAGGAUCCUUCUCCGAUGGAUAUACAUGCAGUGUGAACCAACAGAACAACCUAAAUGCUGACAUGUCUCCCCCACCAGUUCCUCAUGGCGGUUUUGUAUAUCAUUCAGAUUCAGAAAAAAUGGAUAAUGAAAGAAAAAAUAAUGGUAUUCUACCACCUAAUACCAAAUUAACUAGAGAAGGUCAUAAAACGAUAGUCCUACAGCAGCGAUCUCUUCCUCCGCAGAAGGUACUUCCAGUUCCAAAACCAAGAAGACUGAAGACCCCUUGUCUGGUGCGCCAAGAUUGUUUUGAGCGAUCAACUGAAGGGAAUGUGGAAUACGUUCCAUCACGCGAUGAAUCAACAGAAUCUACAAAAUGUAGCUUAGAUGGUCUUGAUUUCCCUAAAAAACACCUUGAACUUGAGAAAACCAGCUCAGACUCCCAGAAUAUCACCAAUGCCCCAAGCCAACCAAGUGAGAAUUGUGAAAUGGAAAAUGGAGAACUUUGUGAGAAAUCAUGCCUGGAGUCAGAAAUGCCACAAGAAACCAUGAGUAACAAUCCAAGCAAGCCUGACCUUGAAGAGGAAAAUAUCUUUAGGAGAUGUAGUUCUCUGUCAAUGAGUUUACCAAAACAAUUGCGAUUAAUUUAUGAACAGCAGUUACCUGUAAAGAAAACUUGUGAUAUUGCCACUGAGAAAACAAAUGUCCAAGCAGAAAAUUCUCCAAAGGUUGCUCCAAAAAAGCCACAAAGGCACAGUUUACCACCGUCUGUUUUACUUAAAAAAGCCGCAUCUGAGGAGAACCUUCAAGACUGUAAUGAUGAGAAACCUUCACGUGCCAAUUCUGAGUUUCAAAGCACCUAUCAUAGACAUUUGUUAGCCAAUGGAGAAGGCUUAUCAUCUUCUCUCAAUAUUCCAAGGUUGCCUUCGGAAAAACCUGCAUGGAAGUUACCUCAUCCAAUUUUACCAUUCUCAGGGAGUCCAGAGUCAUUGAAGGGUUACUCAAACAGUGAAACUGCGAGCCCUGUCACUAAACCUAGGGCCAAGUCCUUGUCGUCUGUUGACAUGGAUAUUAUAAACAAACCUGCAAAAGAGAAUACUAAAAGAAGCCCGUUAAAGAAGCUUCUCAAUAUGAAAUUGUCUGUGUGCAUUAUAAAAAGUGACUUUCAGAAAUUUUUGUCUCGAAGCUGUCAGUCCUCCGACAGUACCUCCUGUGAUGUUGUUUCUUACAACGAGAAUGCAUCGUCACCGGUAAUGGAUAAGAAAUCAAAACCAGCAAAGGCGCAUUCUGCAGAUUGUUAUAGUCCUCCUCAGAAGAAAUGGCAGAAGCAGGGGAUUGAUGUCAAUUUAGCAUCUACCUCAAAAGAUGAUGACUUUGCUACCAAGCAGAUGCCAAUGCAACCAACAUCAACGGAUCUAACCCACGAGGACCUUCCUGGAUAUGAAAAUAUUUGUCACUAUGAAGAAAUCCCAGAAUAUGAAAAUCUACCUUUCACUUUGGUUUCAGGUCAAAGUGACUGUGAUGCAACAAUUUAUGAGGUAGAAGAUCCAAAUGAAGUUUCUUCUGCAAUUAAUUCUCAUGUUUAUCACAGUGAGCCAUCACAAGAGGACCCUGAUGAUGAGCUGGGCAUCAUUCACUCAGAUGAUGAAGAAAUAAUAAACAGCUCUGAUGAAGAUGACUUCAGCUCUGAUUCAAGCAAAGCAGACCUUGACCAUGCGGAGUACAAGCCUAAAAAAAGAACUGGACGAAAGCCAAAGGUUUAUCACAUUGCCAAGGAGAUCAUGAGCUCAGAGAAGGUGUUUGUUGAUGUCCUGAAGCUGUUGCACAUUGAUUUCCGUAACUCCGUGGCUCAGACAGCUAGAAAUCUCGGGAAGCAAGUGAUUGAGGACAAGGUCCUGAAUCAGAUUCUUUACUAUCUCCCUCAGUUAUACGAGCUCAACAGAGAUGUUCUACGAGAGCUUGAGGAAAGGAUGUCUCAAUGGAGCGAACAUCAGAAAAUUGCUGACAUCUUUGUAAAGAAAGGUCCUUACCUUAAAAUGUAUUCAACUUACAUCCGAGAAUUUGAUCGGAACGUUACGUUGCUUGAUGACCAAUGCAAAAAGAAUCCUGGGUUUGCUGCCAUCGUCAAAGAUUUUGAAAUGAGUCCUCGCGCUGCUAACUUGGCUAUUAAACAUUAUUUACUGAAGCCCGUCCAAAGGAUUCCUCAAUACAAAUUACUUUUAACAGAUUAUCUCAAAAAUCUUUCAGAGGAUUCAUCAGACUACAAUGAUACACAAGCUGCCUUAAGUGUUGUAAUUGAAGUGGCAAAUCAUGCCAAUGACAUACUGAAGCAAGGGGACAACUUCCAAAAGCUCAUGCAGAUCCAGUACAGCCUGAGUGGCCAUCAUGAAAUCGUUCAGCCAGGACGGGUCUUCUUGAAAGAGGGGACUUUGAUGAAACUCUCCAGGAAGGUCAUGCAGCCACGAAUGUUUUUUCUGUUUAAUGAUGCUUUGUUAUAUACAACGCCCGUACAGUCCGGAAUGUACAAACUAAACAACAUGCUCUCCCUGGCAGGGAUGAAGGUGGGGAAGCCAACCCAAGAAGCCUAUCAGAAUGAACUGAAUAUAGAAAGUGUGGAAAGGUCCUUCAUUCUUUCUGCCAGCUCGGCUACAGAGAGAGAUGAUUGGCUCGAAGCUAUUUCUAGAGCAAUCGAAGACCACACUAAGAAGAAAAUAACUUUUAAUCCAGCUAAAAGUCAGGAGGAGGCUGACUUAGAGGAGAAAGGAGACUGGGGAGUUCUGGGGUCAAAAGCUCCCAUCUGGAUUCCAGACGGCAGAGCCACUAUGUGUAUGAUCUGCACCAGUGAAUUCACACUGACAUGGAGAAGACACCAUUGUAGAGCAUGUGGAAAGAUUAUCUGCCAGGCCUGUUCGACGAAUAAGCAUAGCCUUGAAUACAUGAAGAACCAUCUGGCGCGCGUUUGUGAUCAUUGCUUCCAGAACCUCCAGAAGCAAGACAGUCUAUCCACUCCGAAUACUUCUUCACCUGCCAAUCAAAAGUCUACAUCUACCACUUUGUCCUCCGUCCUCCACAGCAUUCCAUCUGGGAGGAAGCAGAAGAAAAUACCAGCCGCUCUGAAAGUCUCCGCUAGCACAGAAGAUUCUUCCAUGAGUGGCUAUCUGCAGAGGUCAAAGGGCAACAAGAAGCCAUGGAAGCAGCUGUGGUUUGUGAUAAAGAACAAAGUGCUCUACACAUACGCAGCUAGUGAGGACAUAGCAGCACUGGAGAGCCAACCUUUGCUGGGAUUUACAAUUAAGGUGGUGAACGAUGAGAAUGCAGAAUCGAACGUCAUUCAAUUAUUGCACAAAAACAACUUAUUUUAUAUUUUUAGAGCUGAUGAUACUCACACUACGCAAAGGUGGAUUGAGGCAUUUCAAGAAGGGACCGUUUUGUAAGAAUUUCUAUAUUUCCCAUCUAAGGCUGCAAGUGGACACGUCUAUAUAUAGACCCUUUACUAGACUCUUAAAACCACGUCCUGUUUCUUGUGUUCAUUUUAGUUUGUAAAUUAGCUUACCAUUUUUGUUUAUGUUUAUUUUUUACAGGUUAUGUACAUAUUAUUUAUUAAAUCUCAGUUAUCUGUUAAAUGUAUUCCAACAGCCGAUAUGAAACACAGUGCCUUUGACUGUAUAUAUGUUUUUACCAGCACCGUCCUAAAAUUUUUUAUUUUGUCAAUAUAUAAUAUUUAGAUAAAAUCUCCACACGAGACACUGCUGUUUGUUCUAUUAGAGUUAUAUAAAUAAAUAUAUGUGCAUUUUUAA